[Torrubiella] hemipterigena is the source of this 1383-nucleotide messenger RNA. NCBI's taxonomy places the organism in Eukaryota, Fungi, Ascomycota, Sordariomycetes, Hypocreales, Clavicipitaceae. The record is from the annotation of a GenBank genome assembly.
CUCCUCUCUCCCCCAACAAGGGCGGGGCGGGCGGACGUGCCCUGGGGUACAGCGGUACAGCGCACGUUAAACGGCUGGCGCGUUGCGAUGGCCGCCCUUGGCAACAGUGCAGUUCUUCCUCCACUUUGCAUCUGGUUUAAGGACAGCUCUCAACAGAUUUGCGCGAUUCAAUUACGCCAGUCUAGGCAAAAAAGCACGUGAAAGUCCUGAUUGACCUGCGGUUAAAUACAAUUUGGAGAUCCCUUUUUAUUCGCUUUUGUUUUACCACGCGCUUUAGUACCCUUCUGACACAACAAAGCAACGAUGGCUGCUACCUUUGUAACAGACUUGGCCAAGUAUGUCGACUUGGACCAGGAGAGUCUCUGGAGUGCGUGCCAUCCCGAUUUAACCGGAAACGAUGCUAACACAGAUACACCCGCGCGUAUAGAAUACCACAACAAGAUCUUGACGAAGCUGUUUGGCGGUAACCGAUAUGUCGGCUGCUACGCGCUCGCCGCGGCCAUUUUUGGUCUAGGCUUGUUCCGCGAUUUCCUUUACAAGGCAGCCCUUGCGGACCAACCGGUUCAUCCUGAGCUCGAUACGGAAACUGUCAAGCUGGCGUCCUACGCCCUGUUUGCGGUGGGCAACUUGCUUGUCGUAUCCUCGACUAUUAGACUAGGCAUCACGGGAACUUUCCUGGGCGACUACUUUGGCAUCCUGCUGGACGAGAUGGUCACUGGCUUCCCGUUCAACGUGACAAGCUCACCCAUGUACACGGGCUCGACAAUGAGCUUCCUGGGCGUCGCGCUGUACUAUGGAAAGCCUGCGGGUAUUGCGCUGACGCUCUGGGUGUACGUGGUGUACCAGCUUGCCUUGGGCUUUGAGGAUCCGUUCACGGCCGCGAUCUACGCCAAGCGCGAGCGGGAGAGGGCAGCUGGCAAGAAGCAAAAAUAAAAGAGAGAGAUGGAAUAAGAGAUGGCGAUCUGGUGCCUUUUUUGGGCGGUGUUCUGAUGAUUGAGCAGCAAGUGGCGUGAGAGUCGGUGUAUACUUGUAGCUAGGUGCUCGGUUUAGACGGUGGCGUGAACUCGGUAGACAUAAACAAAAUAUCCAAUGCAGAAUGAUCGGCUAGCGAGAUUGGAGUGACAUUCAUCCGUAUGCAAUUGUGAGCAAGUAAAUAUCAUCCGUGAAGUGGAUUAUCGUAGCACCUUGAGAGUUGCAACUGGUGUUGUUUGCUUUGCCGACGAUGGCGCAACAACCGUUGGAUGAUGAUGAUGUGCGGCUCAAGGACUGCUGCCCGGCCCGGGUCCAAGCGCCAUAGUAUUUUGCACCGAGCAUAUUUGAGGCUCACUGUCAAUGUAAUGGAAUCAUCGUAAAAAGUCCAUGCUAACUAGUUUCUUGUGCCGG